AUGAAAAAACUAAUUUUUCUGACAGUCUAUGUCCUCUAAAUAACAAUCAGUAGAUCAGAACUAAUCUAUAGUAAUUUUUAAGGGAGUUUUACUCCCACAAACUUUGGUAUUUAAUUGUUUUAUAUAAGAUUGGAGGAUUUACUAAAUGGAUAGUCAUGGUUAUUCUGUUAUAAAUUGUGGAUUUACAAACAUAGUAAUCAUGAACGAAUGCUUAAACUACGCCUUUAAUAGCUUAACAACAAAAACUUUUGAGCUUCCAUCACAUGAUUUAGUCAAUCUAUAAUUUAAACUUUGGAUGUAAUUGUAAAUUAUUAUUAUAGUAUAACCCGAUCUAACUAUUAAUUUUAUUUGUAUGUUGAUAACAAACUUUAGCUGCUUAUCUAAACUUCCGAAUACAGUCUUACAAACAAUUGUCCACCGUAUGGAUCAUAUGAAAUUUCAAAAAAUAUUGUUCACUCAAGUUCUUCAGUUUAAAUUACAAUGGUCUCUGAUUGGAAUUAAUGGGGCUUUUCUGAAUUUAAUUUAAAUGUAGAAAAUACUACUCAAAAUUUUUGGGAAUUAGUUUAUCAAUCCCUUAAUAAAAAAGCUUUCUCAUCCAUAUCUUUUAAUGACGGAUGGAUGUCUAACAAUAUAGUAUCUUAAUAAAUCUAAUUGUGUACAGGUAUUGAUAAUAAAUCUAUAUAGAUUUCAAUUAUUUAAAAUCACCAGGGAAUAAUUUUAUCAAAGAUUUAACUUUGAAGAAUCAUAUGAUGAUUAAUUUGAGCUUGAAAGUCUUGAUAUUCAAUAAAACUUGGUCAACAAUAGAUAUAAAAAUUGAUGACAAAUUAGUAGUGACAUAAAUUUCAAAUUUAUAAGUACUAUCUUCAGUUAUAAUAUGCAACAACUUCACAGUCAUAUCAGUAGAAAUAUCAAAUUUUGCUCAUAAUAAUGAGAACCUGAGAAUAGAGGUGGUAACUGCAGUGGAUGGCACAACUUCUUGGUUUGGAAUCAGAGAUUUUUCAUUGUUUAUUGAUAAAGAGGAAUUUUACUAUUAAUGUAACGACUUUAACAUCUAGCCAUUUGAUGGAUGCUUCUCUAAUCAAUACGAUUGUAAUUUUGGUUGUAGUAAUUGUGUAAAAGGAAUCUGCAUCAAUUGUUUAGAUGGAUGGUAUUUACACACAAAAAAUACUUGUAUUCCCAUUUGUGGUGAUAAUAUGUUAAUGUUAAAUGAGGUUUGUGAUGAUGGUAAUUCUCUCCCAUAUGAUGGUUGUCAUAAUUGCUAAUUUUCUUGCCCAUUAAAUUGCAUUUUUUGUGUUUUUGGAACUUGCUAAUAAUGUGAAUAAUCCUAUUUUUUUAUAUAAAAUAGGUGCAUAUCUGAUUAAUAGAUUAGUGAAAACUUUGUUGAACAAAUACAAACAGGUUUUUUUGAAAAUAGGAUUAAUUAUCUUGAAAAAAAUGACUUUCAAUCUGAAAACCUUUUUGAGCAAUUAGAAACUGGAUUUUUCAACAAUUGGGCUGAUUAUCUUGAAAAAAAUGGCUUUUAAUGUUAUUAAAACCUUGUUGAAAAAUUAUAAACUGGAUUUUUCAAUAAAUGGACUAAUUAUCUUGAAAAAAGUGGAGUUUAAUGUGAAAACCUUGUUAAACAAUUAGACGCUGGUUUUUUCAACAAUUGGAUUAUAUAACUUCAAAAAAGUGACUUUUAAUCUGAAAACUUUGUUGAACAAUUAGAAACUAAAUUUUUCAACAAUUGGAAUAAUUUUUUUGAAAUAAUUGGCUUUUAUUGCCAACCCAACUAUCAAUAAUAAUCAAUACUAAAAUAAUAUUAAUAGUAUAAUUUACUUCAAAAUAAUUAUUAUGGAUUAGACAUAGUUUCAAGUUUCUCUUUUUGUUAUUUUUCCGAUUAUUAAAUUAUUUAAUAUUUUUAAUAAGAUAGUUAAACAGAAUGUAAAGAAGAUUAUAAAUUUUCACCGAACAAAAGAUAAUGUACUUAAUCCUGCAAUUGCUAAGAUUUAGUUAGCCUAUAAAAUAAUAAAUGUUAUAAUUGUAUGUAAAAUUGCUCGUUAGAAUGUUUAAUGUGUAUUUAAGAAAAAUGCUAUGCUUGUCUUGAGGGAUGGCAGUUAGUUGAUAAUAAAUGUUAGCAAAUAUGUGGAGAUAAUUAAGUUGCAUUAUAUUCUAAUGAAUAAUGUGAUGAUGGUAAUCAGAUUAUUGAAGAUGGAUGUCAUGAAUGCUAAUUUUAAUGCGGAUUAUUUUGUUAAUUUUGCGAUAAGGAUAUAAACUGCCUCAUAUGUGACUUAAAUUUUUAAUUGAUAAACAAUAUAUGUCAACCAAUAUGCGGUGAUAAAAUAGUCAUUAGCGGAUUAGAGGAAUGUGAUGAUGGCAAUGAUAUCUAAUAUGAUGGUUGUUUUGAAUGCUAAUUUUAAUGUAGUUUUGAUUGUAAAGUUUGUGAAUCUGGUAAAUGCUAAGAUAAAUGUAAGGCUGAAGAAGAAUUUCUAAAUGGUUAAUGUAUUACAAAGGUUCAAACUCUUAAUCAAACUAAAGAUAAUGAACCUGAAUCAUAAUAACAAUAAGAAUUAAAAAUUGUAUGUAAGAAUAAUUGCUUAGUUUGCGAUGGAGAUCUUUGUUUAGAAUGUUAACCAGAUUAUAUUUUGGAAUAUAAUAAGUGUCUCUCAUGUGGAAAUGGAAUUAUUAAUUAAGAUGAAGAAUGCGAUGAUGGAAAUAGGAUUAAUUCUGAUGGGUGUUCAAAAUAAUGUAAAAUCGAAGAUGAUUGGAAUUGUAUCGGCUCCUUUUCUUUUAUUAGUUAAUGCUUCCCUAUUAGUAAAAUUUCUGUUCUAUUCUUAAAUUCAACUCUUAACACGCAAUACGUUAAAUUAUCUUAUACUAAAGAAGUUAAGCUAGAUUAAUAAAAUAUAAACUUUUUAGAUUUUAAUCUUAAUUAAAUUAACAUUGAUCCUACUUAUUAUAAUAUUAGUAUUUUUCCUGUAAUAGAAAUAGUCUCAAAUGAGACUCGAGAUAUCAAUUAUGAAUUAAAAAUUGAAAUUAAUAAGCAACUCUCACAAAACCCAAUUUUGGAUGUUAAGGUCGAUCUUAUUUUAUUUGAUGAAAACGAUUUACCAGUACCACCAUCAUCAUCAUAAAUUGUAUUAACCGCCCCUUUAGUUUUAAAUCAAGCAUAAGUAGAAGUUUCUCAGAAUUUCUAAAAACUUGGUUACAAUAUUAUGCUUGCAUUAGGAAGUUUCGCUAUUUUUGCAUUCCUUCUUGGUUCUCCCUAAUAAUUUUUAGAAAUCUUAGAUACAUUAUAAUUUUACUCAUAUUUGAAGUUUAUAAAUGUAGAAUAUCCAGAAAAUCUUUAGAUUUAUUUUUAGUCUUCUGAAUUGAUAUCUGUGAAUCCAAUUUUAUAAUUUUUGGGAAUUAAAGAUAAUUUUGAAGAUUAGUUAGGGGGUAAUGUAAUUUAGUGUUUUGGAAAGUUUUAUUAGUACAAAAUUAAUGCUGAUUUAAUAACUAAUAUUUAGAGUUAAUUUAUGUAGGUCAUUGUAUUCUUUUCAUUAUUUAUAAUUUUGAAAAUGUAUCUGAAGUUUUGCUUAAAAUUUUGUUUUAUUUAAAAUUUAUUUUCUUUCAUAAUUUAACGAUAGUCAAAAAUAUUAGAAUGGCUUGCAAUAAAACUAUAUUAAAUAAAUUAAUACGCAAAGAAAUAAUUAAAUUUUGACAAUAUAGAGUUUAUCAUAAGUUGUUAUUAUGCUAAUGCUUGGGAUUUAAGUUUCAAGGUUAUAUUGUAUUUAACCUUUAACUAAUAAUAAGGAAUUAGAACUAUUGCUUCUUACGUAGUUUGUUUAAUAUAUUUGAUAUUAGGGAUACUUAUUGUUUUAAGAAAUUUUAGGGGUUAAAAUAAUAAAAUUGAUAUUAAAGAAUUAAGAGAUUAAUAACAUCAAUUAAUUAUUUUAUUAAAAAAGCUUACUUUUGUGUUAAUUUUAAUUGGAAUGCAAGAUUACUCAGUAGCAUAAUCCAUAAUGCUCUCAUUUUCCACCUGUAUGUAUAUAGGGUUUAUAACGAUUAAUAAGUUUACAAAUACUAAAUUAGAGCAAAUUAAUAUUUUGUGCGUCGAGUUUCCUGUAAUAUUAUUUACAUUAAUUAAUUUAUCAUUUUGUAAAGAUUUUUAUAAUCUCUUUACUCCUGAUUAAAUAAUUACAAUUGCCUUUUUAUAAAUAGGUUGUUUAAUGUUGGGAUUCUUAGGUCCUUUAUUUAAUUGUGUUUAUCAGUUUUAUAAUAAACUUAAAUUGCUUUAUUUUAAAAUAAGACCAAAUCAAGUCAUAAUCUAGUUAUCUGUUAAGAAUAUUUUGCAAGAUGUAAAACCUUGA
Paramecium octaurelia is the source of this 4331-nucleotide messenger RNA. Lineage: Eukaryota; Ciliophora; Oligohymenophorea; Peniculida; Parameciidae. The record is from the annotation of a GenBank genome assembly.